This is a messenger RNA of Aspergillus fijiensis CBS 313.89, 777 nucleotides long. Its product is annotated as ESCRT-III subunit protein SNF7. Lineage: Eukaryota; Fungi; Ascomycota; Eurotiomycetes; Eurotiales; Aspergillaceae. The transcript has 4 exons. Gene Ontology annotation, cellular component: ESCRT III complex; cytoplasmic side of plasma membrane; multivesicular body. Gene Ontology annotation, biological process: vesicle budding from membrane; late endosome to vacuole transport via multivesicular body sorting pathway. Bases 1 to 777 code for a protein of 258 amino acids. The record is from RefSeq and is a predicted model, not a curated record.
AUGUGGUCCUGGUUCGGCGGAGCGGCCGCUCAGAAGCGGAAAGAUGCGCCCAAGGAGGCGAUCCUGAUGCUCCGCGAGCAGCUGGACAUGCUCCAGAAGCGCGAGAAGUAUCUCGAAAGCCAGAUGGACGAGCAGGAUGCGAUUGCGAGGAAGAACGUGACGACGAAUAAGACCGCGGCCAAAAACGCCCUGCGACGGAAGAAGAACCACGAGAAGAACCUCGAGCAGACGACCGCGCAGAUCGUACAGCUCGAACAGCAGAUCUACUCGAUCGAGGCGGCGAACAUCAACCAGGAGACUCUCAAUGCCAUGAAGGCGGCCGGUGCGGCGAUGACGCAGAUCCAUGGCUCGAUGACCAUCGACAAGGUGGAUGAGACGAUGUACGUGGACAAACUCCGCGAACAGCACCAACUCAGCGAGGAGAUCGCCCAGGCCAUCACAAGCAGCUCCAUCACCGAACAACCGGACGAGGCCGAUCUGGAGGCUGAGCUCGAGGGUCUGGAGCAGGAGGCGAUGGACGAGCGGAUGCUCAAGACCGGCACCGUGCCCGUGGCAGACCAGCUCAACCGGUUACCCGCCGCGGCCAACGGAGAACGUGAGUUCACUACUCCUCUACCUUCCCAGCAAGCUCAAUCUCUGAAACGUAAACAACUAAACCUCAAACCUCUAAAGACGACGAGGAAGCAGAGCUGGAAAAGCUUCGCGCCGAGAUGGCCAUGGGAUAAGUGGGGAUCGGGGGGCGCUGUGCACCCCCUCCUUCUUUGCUUUAUUCUGUAA